AUGAAAGGCGGGGAGGGGGACGCGGGCGAGCAGGACCCGCUGAACCCCGCGGGCGACAGCCCAGCAGCCUCGGCCACCUACCGAGAGUUCGUGCACCGCGGCUACCUGGACCUCAUGGGGGCCAGUCAGCACUCGCUGCGGGCGCUCAGCUGGCGCCGCCUCUACCUCAGCCGGGCCAAGCUCAAGGCCUCCAGCCGCACGUCCGCCCUGCUCUCGGGCUUCGCCAUGGUGGCCAUGGUAGAGGUACAGCUGGAAAACAAACAUGAAUACCCACCGGGCCUGCUAGUGGCCUUCAGUGCCUGCACCACCGUGUUGGUAGCUGUGCACCUCUUUGCGCUCAUGGUCUCUACAUGUCUGCUGCCGCAUAUUGAAGCCGUUAGCAACAUCCACAACCUCAACUCGGUCCACCAGUCACCACAUCAGCGCCUCCACCGCUACGUGGAAUUAGCCUGGGGAUUCUCCACUGCCUUGGGUACCUUCCUCUUUCUUGCUGAAGUUGUCUUGGUUGGUUGGGUCAAGUUUGUACCCAUUGGGGCUUCUUUGGGCACGUCAGCUCCUGCGGUACCUACCCCCCAGAUCCCUGGGACUCUGCCACCAGUGACUACCUCUCUUAGCCCAACUUCCAAAGUCCCACAGUCCUCAGAUUCUGUUGCCCCAUCACAGGUGGGGUCACCUGAGCCUUGCCCACCCCGACAAGUGUGUAGUGGUGGUGGUGAGAAGGGCCAUGGACCAGGCUGGCAAGCAGCCAUGGCCUCCACCGUGAUAAUGGUACCUGUUGGGCUUGUGUUUGUGGCCUUUGCCUUGCAUUUCUAUCGCUCUCUGGUGGCACACAAGACUGACAGGCACAAGCAGGAGCUAGAGGAGCUGAGUCGCCUGCAGGGGGAGCUGCAGGCUGUGUGA
Messenger RNA from Elephantulus edwardii (Cape elephant shrew), 900 nucleotides. It is a transcript of the gene ORAI3, whose product is annotated as ORAI calcium release-activated calcium modulator 3. Gene Ontology annotation, cellular component: membrane. The transcript is spliced from 2 exons. Bases 1 to 900 code for a protein of 299 amino acids. Lineage: Eukaryota; Metazoa; Chordata; Mammalia; Macroscelidea; Macroscelididae. The record is from RefSeq and is a predicted model, not a curated record. Gene Ontology annotation, biological process: store-operated calcium entry. Gene Ontology annotation, molecular function: store-operated calcium channel activity.